Molecule: messenger RNA, 2094 nt
Organism: Meloidogyne enterolobii
Lineage: Eukaryota; Metazoa; Nematoda; Chromadorea; Rhabditida; Meloidogynidae
Source: the annotation of a GenBank genome assembly
UUCCAAGAAAUUACUGAUCACUUUUUACUUGAUAAUCUUUCAGAUUUCUCAUCUAUGAUUACUAUGCAACACAAAAAUAGAUUUAGCUACAACCAAGCUGUUAAUUACUCAUCAAUUGAAAUUUCGGGUCUAACAGAAAAUUCGAAGGAUAUUGUUGAUAAUCAUAAUGGACAAUAUAUCGUUAUAGGAAAGGAUGUUCAGAAAUCCUCAUUGAGCGAAAAACGAGGUAGCGAAUUGCAUGAAUCAAGCAGAGGUCCUUAUAUUUUUCGAGAUCUUGAAAGCUUGCCACCUAGAAGACAUGCUAUUACUUGGCUAUUGCCUGGAGAAGAAUUACAUUUGGACAAACGUGAAGAGCUUUGUAUGGGCUAUUUGUACCCUCUUAUAUUUGACGUUGUUCUUGGGUGUAUAUCAAAAAUCGAAAAAAUUGGAUAUUAUAAUGUUCGAGGAGGCUCAAAGAAUUCAAAUUUGAAAAUACAACCUUAUGGGAUUUCUAUUAAUUGCAAAGAUGUCCGCAAAGUCAGAUUUUUCCUCAAAAGAGAACUUCGCAAUCGCCGAGCAUUAUUCGAUUGUCUCAAAUUAUACUCAUUUCCUAACACCAAUAGACAGCCCUUCUUUGCCAAAAAAUAUAAAGAAAAAUUUCAAUUUGAUGGUUGGCUUUUAUUUGAUGCAAAUUCUGAAUUUAUUAGACAGAAAAAAUCAAAUGAUUCUUGGCGCCCUACUCUUAUCAAUAAAGAUUAUGAUUUUGCUGGAACAUAUCCAUCCCUUCUUUUUGUACCCAGCGAAGUUUUUAAAACUAAAUCCCCUGAUGAUUUUCUUCGUUCUGUUAGCAAAUUCAGAAGCAAAAAACGAAUUCCGGUUCUCUCUUGGAUUGAUUACCGCACUUCUGCUGCUCUGGUUCGUUCAUCUCAACCACUUGUUGGAGCAUUGUCGCGCAAAUCUGCCAGUGAUGAAGAUUAUCUGGAUAUGAUUGUCUCUGUAAAUCCAAAUUCCAAAUAUCUUCUUAUUUUGGAUGCAAGACCGAGUAUAAAUGCAAAAGCUAACAGAGCAAAUGGUGGCGGAUAUGAAAACUAUUCAAAUUGUCAACUUAAAUUUAUGGACAUUCAAAAUAUUCAUGUAGUACGUGAAAGUUUAAAAAAGUUAAAGGAUGCCUGUUUCCCAAGAAUUAGACAAAAACGAUUUCAACAAGCAUUGGAAGAAACAAAAUGGCUAGCACAUUUACAAACAAUUUUGGAUGCUGGAGCAUUGGCUGCUCGGGAAAUUUAUUUGCACAAAAAUUCUGUUCUCGUUCAUUGCAGUGAUGGUUGGGAUCGAACUGCGCAGAUCACUUCACUUACAAUGCUUCAACUUGAUCCUUAUUAUCGAACAAUUGAAGGAUUUUCAGUGCUUAUUGAAAAGGAAUGGUGCAGUUUUGGACACAAAUUUGCUCAUAGGAUUGGACAUGGUCAAGACAAACCUGAAGAUAAAGAACGUUCACCAAUUUUUGUUCAAUUUAUUGACUGUGUUUGGCAACUUUAUAAUCAAUUUACAUCAGCAUUUGAAUUUAAUGUCCGUUUUUUAAAAACUAUUUUGGAUGAACUUUAUUCUUGCCGUUUUGGAACUUUUUUGUAUAAUUGUGAACGUGAACGUAGUGAAUUGCAAGUUAAGGAAAAUACAAUUUCAGUGUGGUCUUUUAUUUUGGAGAAUCGAGAAUCUUAUGUAAAUGAUAAAUAUGACCCUGAGGCAACACUCGGUGAUUUUAUUCGUCAAAAAGCAAAAGUCUACCCUCGAUUUUGGACCGAUUAUUAUUGUCGUUAUAGCCAAUUAGUUCCAAAAGAAGAUGAGGAUCGUUAUUCUUUGUUUGAUCACGAUGGAUCAGCUGAUGCGAUGACAAUUUUGAAUGGAGAAAUUACUCGUUUUAAAGUUAUUGAUUCUGGGUCAAGUGAGAGUGAAGGAUUGAAUGAGCAGAAUGAAAGUAUUGAAAUUCCAAAAUUUCGUCUUUCCCCGGCUAUCUCUCCAACUUUUAGUCAACAAUUUUCUUAUAUGCCACAUGAAAGAGGUGUUCAGUCUAAUAGAUGGAGUCCGGCCAGAAUAUUGCAACAACAUGUUUGUUUUUAA